Messenger RNA from Cyprinus carpio (common carp), 4907 nucleotides. Its product is annotated as crumbs cell polarity complex component 1. The record is from RefSeq and is a predicted model, not a curated record. Gene Ontology annotation, cellular component: plasma membrane; protein-containing complex. Gene Ontology annotation, molecular function: calcium ion binding. Gene Ontology annotation, biological process: heterophilic cell-cell adhesion; establishment or maintenance of epithelial cell apical/basal polarity. Lineage: Eukaryota; Metazoa; Chordata; Actinopteri; Cypriniformes; Cyprinidae.
AAGUCUUCACCAAUCCCCAGUGGCCUCUUUGUAUUGAGGAUCCAGAGAGUUGCGCCUCAUUGGUGGGCAUGUGAAUGAGAGCAUGCUAAGACUCAGAGAGCCACAGACAGACUGUGUAGACACUCUGGAGGAUGCUUGAGUAACACACCGUAAUCAUGCCAGCUUGCCCACUAUCACAAUGACAUCCAAGUAUGGAUAUGGAUCUUACUGUUUUGGGUUCAAUGUGGCUCAGAUUAGCAUGUGUCUUGUUUCUUCUUCUACAGUGGACAGAAAAUUUAACACUUCCCAAGACCUCAACGCUCUGCCUGGAUGAGCCUUGCCAAAACAGGGCAGAGUGCAGGGAAGCCCCAUCUGACUUCCUGUGCCAGUGUAAGUCCCCUGCGCCAGUCCUGCCCAGCACGCGUUGUGAUUCUUCCAGUGCGCUCUGCCAACUGUCCAUCUGCCAGGACAAUGCGACGUGUCAGCCCACCGGUGCCCACCCGGGGGAACUAGUUUGCCAGUGUGAGCCCGGCUUGUUGGGGCAGGAAUGUCAUACCAGUGCCCAGCUCUGCGCUCAGGGGCUGUGUGGGGACACUCCCCAAUGUCUGGCAGUGCAAGACAGGAGCCCGGGGUACGCAUGCAUCUGUCAAGAGGGUUACACCGGGAGUUCUUGUGAGAAAAAGGUGGACCACUGCUCCCCCAACCCCUGCCGCAACCGCGCCAUCUGCCGCAGCAGAAGGGAUGGCCCCACCUGCUUCUGCGUGCCGGGAUUCCAGGGUAAACACUGCGAGAUCGAGGUGAAUGAAUGCGUGUCGUGGCCCUGCAGGAACGGAGCCACCUGUCUGGACAAGAUCGGGCACUACAUCUGUCUCUGCAGGCCUGGAUACACGGGUAGCAGCUGUGAGGUUCAGAUUGAUGAGUGUCAAUCACAGCCCUGUCUCCACGGCGGCAGUUGCCAUGACCACAUCAAUGGCUUCUCGUGCACCUGCCUGGCAGGCUUUCAGGGGGAGCGCUGUGAAACCAACAUCGAUGAAUGCAGUGACCAGCCAUGCCAAAAUGGGGCUCUGUGUGUGGAUGAAAUAAACAGCUACCGCUGUGACUGCUCACAAACUAACUUUACUGGUGUUCACUGUGAGAUCCCGCCUCCUCCCUGCUGGUCUCAACCCUGCCUCAACGGCGCCCUCUGUGAGGAUGAAAAUGGGAACUACACCUGCAGUUGCUGGCCAGGUUUUGAGGGUCUUAACUGUGAGACAGACGUUGGUGAGUGUGAUAGCAGUCCCUGUGUGAAUGAAGGCACUUGUAUUGAGCUCUCUUGGAAGACACUUUAUGGCACUGAGCCCUGGCUUCCUACACGAUACAACCCCAGGCAUGCUUCUGGCUUCAUCUGCAAGUGUCCACCAGGAUUUUCAGGUGCCUUGUGCGAAGAAAAUACCACUGCUUGUACCACCAAUCCGUGUCAUAAUGGAGCCAUAUGCGAGGACUUCCUGGGCAGCUACAAGUGCAUCUGCCUGUCUGAAAGCCAAGAUGGAAUUCUCUAUGGUGGCCACAACUGUAGUGAGCCCCUGGUUGGUUGCGAGGGUCACGAGUGCCAGAACGGGGCAGCCUGCAUGCCCUUCCUGAGCGAAGGUGUACAUGGCUACAGUUGCAUCUGUCAGCCUGGCUACACCGGCUCUUACUGCCAGUCGCCCACCGUAUUCUCCUUCGAGACAACUGGAGGAUUCCUGCACCUGCAGACCCCGCUGCUGGGUGCAGAAACAUACUUUAAUAUCACGCUAAGCUUUCGCACGGUGCUGAAGAACACAUUGCUCUUUCGGAGGGGCAGCGAAGGGGUCAUACUCAGCCUGGAGCUGCAGGAGACUCACCUGCUUCUUGAUCUUAGGAGUGACCCUCAGCCAAACGCAACCAGCUGGACUCUGACAUUGCCUCAGGAUGUAUCUGAUGGUGAAUGGCACACUGUAGAGGCUGUGCUUGGAGAGGGUACCCUGCUGCUACAACUGGAGCCAUGCCAGGAUGGAGAUAACUGUAGUGCAACAGCCCAAGUAGAGACCGGUGCCCUUGAGCUGGAGUCAGCCCUGCAAAGCACCUUUGUUGGAAGAUCAAAUGAGGGAGGGGGCUCUGGCUCAUUCAUAGGCUGCAUGAGGGACUUGUUUGUGGACUCACAGCUGAUGGUACCAGAGGACUGGUUGAGCAGCUCAGUGGUAAAUGUCAAGCAAGGCUGCAGCCAUCAUGACCGAUGCCUUUCUGGUCCAUGCGAGAACCUUGGAAAGUGUGUUAACCUUUGGCUAGGUUACCAGUGCUUAUGUCUACGACCAUAUGUGGGUCAAAACUGUGCUGAGGAGUACGUUACUGCUAGAUUUGGCCAGGAAGACUCCGCAAGCUAUGCCAUCUUCACCAUCACCGACCAACUGGAAUCAGAUACGCUCUAUCUGUCCAUGUUCUUGCGUACACGGAAGGAGUCUGGUCUUUUGGUGCUGCUUGCCAACAGCACCACUGAGUACUUGAAGAUGUGGCUGGAAAAGGGAAAACUCAUGGUGCAAGUCAACAGCUUGAAGACUUUAAUGGGUAAAAGUGUGGUUAAUAAUGGUGAGAUCCAUUUUGUCGGCAUCACCAUUAAGGAGGGUAUGAUGACUCUGCAGGAGUCAGAUCAUGAAUUCAGAGCAACAGAUGUUCAACCUGUUUCCCUUCAGCUUGAGGAUGUGGUCUAUGUUGGAGGACUGCUUAAUGGGCAAGAGACAUCUGCCUUUGGUGGUUAUUUUAAAGGGUGCUUACAAGACUUGCAGCUCAAUGAGAGGAAGCUAGAAUUUUUCCCACUUGAUGCUUCUGUGAUGUCAUACAGACCUGACCGCAUGGUUGACGUUACCCCAGGCUGCACCAGUGAUGACUCUUGCUCUAAAAAUCCUUGCCAGAAUGGUGGUAUGUGCUCCUCUCUAUGGGAUGACUUCACAUGCAACUGUCCUCCUAGCACAGAAGGGCAGCACUGUGAGGAGGUGAGAUGGUGCGAAUUCACCCCCUGCCCACCACAAGCAACAUGCCGGACCCUCAACCAGAGCUAUGAAUGCAUUUCAAAUGUGACUUUUCAAGACAAUACCACUCUUGUAUACCAUGGGAAUGGGUUGAUCUCCCGCCACCUGACCAGCAUUGUUUUCAGUAUCCGAACACGUAAACACAAUGCAGCAGUGUUACAUGCGGAGAGUGGGUCUGACUUUGUUACGGUAUCCAUUCAAGAUGGCUUUCUGGUGUUAGAGCUUCUUAGUGGACCUUCUUCUUCAUCAUCUUUGUCACCGGUAACCCUACGCAGCCCAAGACCAGUGGCUGAUGGAGAGUGGCAUGCAGUAGAGCUGUUAAUGGCCAGUCCUUGGGCUAACAACUCCCAGUGGAUCAUGGUCCCUCUUGAUGAAAAGGACGAGCCUACUAUAUCUGACGCCAUGACUGGAAAUCUAGACUUCCUCCGAGAAGGCGUUGAUAUCCUUCUAGGAGGACUUGGCCCAGAUUCUGACUGGAAUCUGAUUGGUUGUCUGAGUAAUGUUGAGAUUGGUGGUAUUGUGCUUCCGUAUUAUGGACCUGCCGAGGUAAGAUUCCCACGUACGCAGGAAGAAAAGUUCAAUAAGGUAUCGGAGGAACCUGUCCAAACUGGCUGUGUUGGUGAGGUGGUGUGUGAGCCCAACCCCUGCCUGCAUGGGGGAAUCUGUGACGAUCGCUUCAACCUUUUCCAGUGCUUCUGUCAACCUGGCUGGGACGGUGAUCACUGCGAACUGAAUACAAACACCUGUGCCUCCAAUCCCUGUCAACAUGGACACUGUAGUGUGCAGGACCUUUCAUACAGCUGCAUGUGUGAGAGUGGCUACACCGGCACCAACUGUGAGGUGAAGGUGGACGUAUGUGCCAGUCACAAGUGUGCUAAUGGUGGGACCUGCUUGCGUGGAUUCAGCAGCUAUUCCUGCCUCUGUCCCGACAGGUUUACUGGGCCAUAUUGCAACACUCAGAUUGAAGAGGCUCCGUGGUACGUAGUUGUCAGGAGCGUACCGCCCAAGCUCCCGGUGUCCAUCUGUGGUGAUGAACAGCAGAACUACACAUGUUUCAAUGGGGGGAACUGUUCUGACACCAACAUGAUGUGUGACUGCCUCCCUGGGUUUUCGGGUCACUGGUGUGAACUAGAUCUUGAUGAAUGUAGAUCCAACCCUUGCUUGAAUGGUGGCUACUGCCAGGACAUGGUCAACAAGUUCCAGUGUGUCUGUGAAAUGACCUUCGCCGGCGAGACCUGCGAAGUCGACCUGAGUGCAGAGAACGUGUCGUCUGACCUGUUGCUGUCCAUCAGCCUGGUGUCUGUGGCUCUGUUGUUGGUUCUUUUUGGUGUGGCCACAGCUUUAGUCAUCACGCUGAACCGACGGGCCACACGAGGCACCUACAGCCCCAGUCGACAGGAGAAGGAAGGUUCAAGAGUGGAGAUGUGGAACAUUGUGCAGCCUCCACCAAUGGAGAGACUCAUCUGAGCCAAUCAACCAACGCUCAGUCAGUCAUGUUGUUCAUGGCUUGUUGGUUUUACAAGAAUUUUUCAUUCAUUGAUCAUGUGGCAGCUAUGGUCUGCUAGAUAUAAGUGUUAUAAAUGAUCAUUUUGGUUGGACAAUCUCCCAUUUAUAACAUAAUGUGAUGAACACCUAUUAUUGGUAUAUAAACCUCCGAAGAGCUUUAGGAUUCAUUGAUUGGUAAAUUGUAAAGCGCUCUUAAUAACAGGUGCGUCAAGACAAUGCUGCUCAACAAUCACAGCUAAUCAGAAGAUAUUUAAUAUCUGGUCAGGACUUAUCAAGGUCAUAUGUGACCCUGGGCCACAAAACCAGUCUUAAGUCGCUGAGGUAUAUUUUUAGCAAUAGCCAAAAAAACAUUGUAUGGGUCAAAAUUACAGAUUUUUCUUUUAUGCCAAAAAUCAUUAG